This is a messenger RNA of Chelonia mydas (Green sea turtle), 2313 nucleotides long. RefSeq names its product synaptotagmin like 1 (gene SYTL1). The record is from RefSeq and is a predicted model, not a curated record. The transcript has 15 exons. Gene Ontology annotation, molecular function: neurexin family protein binding; small GTPase binding. NCBI's taxonomy places the organism in Eukaryota, Metazoa, Chordata, Testudines, Cheloniidae. Gene Ontology annotation, cellular component: plasma membrane; exocytic vesicle. The coding region runs from base 476 to 2113 and encodes 545 amino acids. Gene Ontology annotation, biological process: intracellular protein transport; exocytosis.
AGCAGGGGUGGGGGUGACGGAAGAGAGCAAACUUCUGCUCCUCCAGAGGAGGCUCAGGGCCCCUGGAGAGGUCCCUGCGAGGCCCCAGCUCACCUGGCCGCCUUCUCCUCCCUCCAGCCUAGGCGCCCACCUGGACAGGCCGUCGAGAUGGAGCGUGCCCUGCUGACGGGCCCACGGAGCGGUGCGGACCGGAGCUGAGGGCUGCCACCUGCUUCCCCGCCCCCGCGUUGGGCGCGCCUUGCUACCUUUGGGCCCUGGCAAAGUGGCAGAAUGGCUCUAGCGGACGGCUGCCCGUCAUCCCCCUGGUUCUGCGGCGGGCAGUGACGGGGUGAAGGCACCUGGGACUGAGGGGCCAGGGCUGACCUCGCGGCUUGUUCCUGGGCUUGCUGUGCGUCGGGAGGAGAGCCCCGCGGGAGAGGCGUGGCUCUGCCCCGGGCAGUACCAGUCCCGCUCCCCGGGCACAGCCAGCCUCACCAUGGCCCAGGACAUUGACACAGAUGCGCUGCUCGAUCUGAGCUUCUUGACGGAAGAAGAGCACGAGGCUAUUGUGGAGGUGCUGAGCAGGGACUCGCGGCUCAGGGUGCUGGAGGAAGGACGCAUCAGCAAACUGCGCGAGUCCGUUUCUGAUCCCACCCAGCUGAAGAUCCUGACGGGGGACUGGUUCUGCGAGGUCCGCUCCAAGCGCCACCGGCACAAUCACUUCGGUUCUGAUCUCGUUCGGGCCUCCAUCCGCAGGAAGAAGAAACCCAAAGGUGAGCGGGGGCCGAAGCACAGUGCCAGCGUGGGGGACCUGGAGGUGAUCAGUGAGCCAGCAUUCGAGGAGGAGGGUACGUUUGAUGUGCCGGAUGCUGAGGACAGGCUUCCCCAAGAGGCUGCUCACCAGCUGCCCCAUCCCAUAGAGGCUCAGGAGGACACAAGUCAGUCUAGCAAGCAGGAGGCUGAGGGCAAGCCAGAGAGCACCAAUCCGUUCUACCCACUGAAUGCAGAGGAAGAAGAGGUGGAUACUGAUCCGUCCCCGGACAGCCUCGUCACAGGACAGAGUAACGGGGCCUUUCAAAACGGCCAGGAAGCCAGUGCCGGGUCACCCCCAAAGAGCAACAGCGUGGAUCCCGUGAACAAACUGAUGAGCUCCUCUGUAUCCAGCCUCAGCUCGUCCACGCUGAGUGGCAGCAUGAUGAGUUUGUACAGCGACAGCGACGUGGGGAACGUGGAGGUGCGCGGCUGCAUCCAGUUCGCCCUGCAGUACGAGGCCAGGAAGAAGGAGCUGCAGAUCCAGGUCAUCCAGUGCCGGGACCUGGCCGAGGCCAAGAAGCAGCGAUCGGACCCGUAUGUCAAGAGCUACCUCCUGCCAGACAAAUCCAACAGCAAGCGCAAAACGACUGUCAAAAAGCGGAGCCUGGACCCCAUCUUCAACGAGACCCUCAAGUACAAGAUCGAGCAGCUGGAGCUCCAGGGCCGGAUCCUGAACCUGUCCGUCUGGCACCACGACUCCUUGGGGCGUAACCUCUUCAUGGGGGAGGUCGAGCUCGAGCUCAGCUCCUGGGACUGGAGCAACACGGGCCCAGCGUGGUUCAACCUGCAGCCCAGGAUGCGGGUCUUGCCCGACCUUCUCGGCAGCAGGGGCAAGCUGCUCUUCGCACUAAAGUUCAUCCCCGCGGGCACUGACGGGGCUGGGCUCCCUCCCACGGGGGAGCUGCACAUCUGGGUGAAGGCAGCUCAGAGCCUCAUUCCCAGCCGGAGCGGCACCCUGGACUCCUUCAUUCAGUGCUACGUCCUGCCCGACGACAGCAGGACGAGCUGCCAGAAGACGCGGGUGGUGAAGCGGAGCCUGAGCCCCGUGUUCAACCACACCAUGGUGUACGACGGGUUCCAGGCCAAGGACCUGAGCGAGGCCUGCGCCGAGUUCACCGUCUGGGAGCACGAGACCUUCUCCAAGCACCAGCUGGGCGGCAUCCGGCUCAGCCUGGGCACAGGAAGCAGCUACGGGCUCCCGGUGGCGUGGAUGGACUCCACGGAGGAGGAGCGGCAGGUCUGGGAGAGGCUGCUGGCAGAGCCCCGCCAGUGGAUAGAAACCCUGCUGCCCCUGCGGACGAACCUCACCCCCCGGACUUAGCCCCUCGCGCCGGUGCUGGCUCUGAACGCCGCACCCGGCCCCUGCUUCAGGGGGACGGUGAGCCCAUCGCGCCAGGAGGCAGCUGCCCCCCGGCUGGGAAUUGCCGGGCCCGGACUAGAGAGGAACCGAGCUGCCGGGGCACAGGCCCGGCCUCUCCCUGUGUGACUGUACAGAAAAUAAACCCCACGGGGCUGGGGGAA